This is a messenger RNA of Neoarthrinium moseri, 432 nucleotides long. RefSeq lists its product as uncharacterized. The coding region runs from base 1 to 432 and encodes 143 amino acids. NCBI's taxonomy places the organism in Eukaryota, Fungi, Ascomycota, Sordariomycetes, Amphisphaeriales, Apiosporaceae. The transcript has a single exon. The record is from RefSeq and is a predicted model, not a curated record.
AUGUUCGAAUUAGAGUUGAUUUUAAGCUUGUGUGGGCAACACAGCAAACAGUACAAUGGACACGAAGACUUUGGCGUUUAUGUACUCAAAUUCCCUGGUGAUCUAAUUUCAAGCGCCCACUACGAAUUCCACGAUGGUCUAGGAAUCAAUGCCCUGCAACGCAUUGAGACGCUAGCUGUGCAGAAUCUGGAUCAGACGACAGCUGAGGCAAUGGCGCUGCGAGUACGGGCCCGCCAUUACUUGUCAGUUGUCGGAUGUGGUGCCGAGGAGAUCGCUGCCGAUCGCUUUGUGGAUCCGGGGUCGUCGCGAACUCCCAUUUUGGGAGAUGAGACGAGUUUCGGAAUGAUCGCCCAUCGCCUCGGCUCGACUUGCAACUCCGCCAAGGCACCCAGUGCAACCUCGCAUUGGCCUCAAUCAGGGGGAAGUUCAUGA